Molecule: messenger RNA, 1518 nt
Organism: Hyposmocoma kahamanoa
Lineage: Eukaryota; Metazoa; Arthropoda; Insecta; Lepidoptera; Cosmopterigidae
Exons: 6
Coding region: 182-994 (270 amino acids)
Source: RefSeq, a predicted model, not a curated record
GUUCGCUCGUGUCUACGGCUACACCUAGCUUCAGCCCGUACAGCCUUCCGUGAGUGUCCACUUCAGUCACCGGCCUAUGCCGCCCGCCGCCCGUCAAGCACCAGCUCGGUGCCAAUAGAAAGUUGAAGCGGACAGUUCGAUACAACCAUCAAGACUACUACUAUUGUGAUUACACAACAGAAUGAGGACGACAGUGUAUCUAGCUGUGAUAUGCGCGGCGUUGGCUGCGGCUGUGGCGGCGCCUGCGCCCAAUCCGGAGCCGGUUCCUGAAGCCAAACCUCAACCAAACCCUGAUCCCGCUGCCUCCGCAGACGAUAGACCCGAGAUUAUUGAAAUCAUCGCACCCGCUGCAAGUGCACAGGAGACCUUGGCAACGCUAAACCUCGGCGCCCCCGGCUCCGAGCUCAGCGAACGAAACAAGCGCACUAUCGGAAUUCUCCGGCAGUUGUUCCCAACAUUGACACAGAAUGCCAUUGCUGACGAGAACCAACUGCUGUCUGGUGCGGAGUCCCAACAAGCGGAAGUACGAGUAGCAUUCGGUGAUGGUCAAGGAGACCAACAACCCGCAGCGAGCGAAGAUCAGCAAACCGCUGCGCAGACCAACUCCGCAAGCAUCGAUGAGAUCACUCUCGAUGACGCUGAUAACAGCGAGGAGAACAGAAAUAAGAGAUUCCUACCCUUUGGAGCUCAAGGUAGUGCGAGUGUUUCCGGAGGCGGCUCGGGCAAUUUCCUAUUCGACAUAGUCAGACUGGUGGCAGGAUCAUCAUCGGGUGCGUCUUCAGGAGACGCCGGUGCUACAGUCGAUGGCGGCGAUGAUAACGGCGGCGCCAAGGGCGAUAACCUCACCGAGGGCGUUCCCGGUCCUAUCACCAGGUUGUUCAUCAUCGCCAACCGCGGCAUUGCCAACCUCAUUCAAGACCUCAUCCUCCGCAUCGCGCAAACUUCCGAGAGAAUAGUAAACUUCAAGGCGCGACUCAUCACCUCCAUCAUUUAAUGCGUUCAUCUUUAGAACAAUAUAAAGUAACUUGAGGUAACAGUGGGGUUCAAAAUACUCCUCCUAAGUACCUACUUUACGCGAAUAAUUUAUUAUGUAGGUAAUUCUAAAACAAUAAUACUAUUUUAUGUUGGUACAUACACUUAUAGUAAAGCAUAUGCUGUGAUUUAAUAUUUGCCUAUUCAUUUCAUUCGUAACAUGUACUAGAUACCGGCGCUAGAUAACGACAAACCAAGUAACCGUUCUCCGUACUAAUUUAUUUCGUAACUCAACAACGCACCUGAAAUUGAUUCAACGACAAGAUCGAGAGCAUCUAUGGAUUGAUAACAGAAGUGACAAUUCCUCCACUGCUACUUCAAGCAUCUUAACAAUAUCCUAGGGUAGGUAAUAGGGUAGAAUAGUGUCGAGGCGCGGGUGCGCGUGCGACGUCGGGGCCGCGCGGCCGCGGGCCGCCCGGCGCCGUCGCCGAUCUGCUCAAAGCUUUUUUUUACUAUGUGACAAUCUCGAAAUCGUUUUUAUGUUUG